Molecule: messenger RNA, 779 nt
Organism: Polychytrium aggregatum
Lineage: Eukaryota; Fungi; Chytridiomycota; Chytridiomycetes; Polychytriales
Exons: 3
Coding region: 78-635 (185 amino acids)
Source: RefSeq, a predicted model, not a curated record
CAGCAUCCCCCCCAUCCUGCAUCUGUUCCAGCAAUCCAUCCUCCCGUCUCUCGUCUCUGCUCCCGCAUUCCGCCACCAUGAGUCUCGAUAUCACCGCCCCCAAGAACCCCAUCUACCACUUCGAGCUUGAGUUCGAGAAGCACGAGGUUGUUCCCGGCGAUGUCAUCACUGGCAACAUCAUCAUCGACUCGCACCACGAUCUCAACGCCGUCAACGACAUUGUUAUCGCCUUCGAGGGUGUUCAGUACCACAUCCAGCCCCCCAAUGCCGCCCAGACCGGCUCCAAGGGCAGCCACCAGCGCAAGAUUGGCCUUUUCGGCAUCAAGAACCACGCCCACGACGACGACCCCUCGAACCUCAACCACCACCCCUCUUUCCCCCACGAGAUUGUCUCGUCCUCCGUGACCAAGGUCUGGACCAUCCCCGCCGAGGACGGAGGCAUCAUCAAGCCCGGCCACCACACCUUCCCCUUCACCAUCAACGUUCCCUCCACCCUGCCCGUCACCGCCGCCGCUGCCGACGACAAGGAGGUCAAGCUGAUCACCUACCGCAUCCGCGCCAUCAUCGAGCGUGCUCCUCGCGCCAUCCUUGGCAACAUCGAUGCCGCUGCUCACGUUGCUGUCGUGCCCAACUAAGGGAACCUGCAAUGAUCUGUCGCGUCAUCAGAGUCGCUUUGAGGUCGCUUGAGGGUUGCGCAGACCUUGCCGCCAUCCACGGCGGCUUUGCAUAUAUGCUGCUUGACUGCGUACAUACUUGUUAAUAUACACAAUUGCAACAAA